CUACUGCCAAAAUGUCGAAUUUAAAAUCGUAUACUAUAGAUGAAGUCAAGAAACAUAAUACAGCAGAAAGUUUGUGGAUAGCUAUACACAAUAAAGUAUACGAUGUCACUGCCUACAAAGAGGAGCAUCCUGGUGGACCAGAAAUACUUCUUGAUAAUGCUGGUACGGAUGGAACGAAAGAAUUCGAUGAUAUUGGACACAGCCCUGAUGCUAAAAAAAUAAUGCAGAAGUAUUUAAUCGGGACUCUUGAAGAAAAACCAUCUAAAUCCUCCACAUUUGAUGCCCUAAAAGCUGACUUACAACAAAAUUUUUACAGGUAUGCAGCAAUUCUCUCGGUGUAG
Molecule: messenger RNA, 341 nt
Organism: Ctenocephalides felis (cat flea)
Lineage: Eukaryota; Metazoa; Arthropoda; Insecta; Siphonaptera; Pulicidae
Product: cytochrome b5-like
Exons: 4
Coding region: 12-341 (109 amino acids)
Cellular component (GO): intracellular membrane-bounded organelle; membrane
Molecular function (GO): heme binding
Source: RefSeq, a predicted model, not a curated record